GUUGCUUAGCAACAGAAUGCUUGAAACGUCAACAUCAGGUGCUUGGGUGACAGGAGCAUAGACGCUACAGCGCGCUGUCAUGGCGGAGAGAAACGCUCUGGAGAAACUCGAUUUCGGCGCUUUAAGCCCCGAGCAGCAGGAGAAGCUGCAUCAGUUCAAGAUCAAGACGAGGAUAGCUAAUGAAAAAUAUUUAAGAUCUCAUCCAGAGGUGGAAAUGUUACUGAGUGACUUCUUAAGGGAAGUGUUUCUGAAAAGGCCUACGGAUAUUCGUGAAUUUGCAGCAGAUCAUUUCAUUGACCCAGGACUGUCAAAGAAAAUUCAGGCUCAAAUGAAUAUCCAAAAUAAGUGAAAAGUGUUAUUUUUAAUAAAAAAAUGAUGAAAUGUG
Molecule: messenger RNA, 385 nt
Organism: Megalobrama amblycephala (Wuchang bream)
Lineage: Eukaryota; Metazoa; Chordata; Actinopteri; Cypriniformes; Xenocyprididae
Gene: riiad1
Product: RIIa domain-containing protein 1
Exons: 4
Coding region: 80-349 (89 amino acids)
Source: RefSeq, a predicted model, not a curated record